AUGGCAGACCCCGUGGCGAUCCAGCAGGAGAUUGCUGAUAUUGAGAAGAGGAUCGAAGAAGCACAAGCACAACUCAAGGAUGCAAAGUCAAGAUUACAAAAAGCUCAAGAGGCGUCGUUUGUCAACCCUGGUGCGAACAUGUCUGAGGAAGAGAAGAUGGCGCUCAUCAAGGUCAACUUGGCCGAGGUGCUGAACCCAGAGAUCAUGGACGAGGCGCUCAAGAAGCAAGGGCACUUGAAGGUUUACUGGGGUACUGCGACAACAGGAAGACCUCAUUGCGGUUACUUCGUACCUAUUCUCAAGCUCGCGCAAUUCCUUGCGGCAGGCUGCCAUGUCAAGAUCCUCCUCGCUGACAUCCACGGCUUCCUCGACAACCUGAAAGCUCCAAUCGAGCUCGUCAAGUUCCGCGCAGAGUACUACCGCUACACCAUCACCGCACUGCUCAAGGCCGUCAAGGUGCCAAUCGACAAGCUGGAGUUUGUGCUAGGAUCGAGCUACGAGUUGAACUCAGACUACACCAUGGAUCUCCUGAGACUCGCAAGUAUAACAAGUGAGGCGGCGGCGAAGAAGGCAGGCGCAGAAGUUGUCAAGCAAACAGAGAAUGCGCCUCUGAGUGGACUCAUCUAUCCACUCAUGCAGGCCCUUGACGAGCAGUACCUCGAUGUAGAUGUCCAGUUUGGAGGUGUAGACCAGCGCAAGAUCUUCGCGCUCGCAAAGGAUGUCCUUCCCAAGAUUGGCUACAAGGAGCGCGCGCACUUGAUGAACCCCAUGGUUCCCGGUCUACAAGGAGGAAAGAUGAGCUCUUCGGACCCCGACUCUAAGAUCGACGUACUAGACGAUGCAGACGUCGUGAAGCGCAAGCUCAAGAAAGCCCACGCCGCACCCAAGGUCGUCGAAGACAACGGUGUACUCAGCUUCGUCGAAUACGUCCUCCUUCCCGCCGGCCACCUCAUCUAUGGCGAACCCAAAUUCGUUGUCAAGCGCCGCGACGCCGAGCCUCUCACCUACACAGACAUCAAGAAGAUGCAAGAAGACUACUCCAACGACAUCCUUAAACCUCAAGACCUCAAGCCCGCUGUCACAGAAGCACUCAACGCGCUUUUGGAGCCAGUGCAGAAGGAGUUCCAGGCUAACCAGGCGUGGAAGGAUAUUGAGCAAAAGGCUUACCCACCACCACCUGUCGUUAAGAAGGAGAAGAAGGUCAAGAACAAGGGUACUUUCCACCCUAAGCGCAACGUAGAGGCCAAGCCAGACGGACACGUUGAGGGUGAGGACAAGGCCAGGGUUGAUGUUGGAACCGAGGGCGGAGACAAGGCUAUUGAGGGUCUAACGCUAGAAGAGAAGAAGUAG
Molecule: messenger RNA, 1350 nt
Organism: Alternaria burnsii
Lineage: Eukaryota; Fungi; Ascomycota; Dothideomycetes; Pleosporales; Pleosporaceae
Product: nucleotidylyl transferase
Exons: 2
Coding region: 1-1350 (449 amino acids)
Biological process (GO): tyrosyl-tRNA aminoacylation
Molecular function (GO): tyrosine-tRNA ligase activity; ATP binding
Source: RefSeq, a predicted model, not a curated record